GCACCGCGCAUGCGCAACAACCGUGUGACGCAACACGUUUGGGUUUUGGUGCGUUACGGAAGUGAGAUGACGCUCCCGUUAUUCACACCUUCCACACGAAACAGAUGCUACGCGAGUUCGGCGGAGAGGUUGCUGUUCAGAUGAAGAGGGCUCGCCUGGCUGACCCUGUGGCUCACCCUCCGUUGCCAUGGCAACGCCCUAUUUCCCCACAUUCCUGCUCCUCCUUUUCCUGUCCUCCUUUGCCCUCCUGCUUCUGACCCUCCGCCGUCCUGCGGUCGCCCCGUCGAAUCCCUUCUCCGCCUCCUCCCCUCCGCCGCCAUGGCCGCCACUCUCCUGCGGCCGGGGUCAGUCGUGGGCCGUCAGGCUCCACUCGGGCCCACGUCAGGAGGGAGAAGAUGGCGAACAGAGCUCCGUGGAACUGGAUGCGGUGGCCAACAGGGUAGCACAGCAGGCCGGGCUGAAGAACCACGGCCAGAUCGGAGAGCUUGAGGGUCACUACUUGCUGUGCUCCGUCACGCCUGAAUCCCUGGCCGGCAUUUGGAGCAAGAGUGUCCGGCCCGGUGACGUCCUGGCAGCGCACCCUCACGUCCUGUGGCACUCCCAGGAGAGGGUGCUGAGCCGCUCUAAGAGGUCGAUGGCCUUCAACGAUCCCAAUUACCCCAAACAGUGGCACCUGCACAAUCACCUCAACGAGGGAAUGGACAUCAACGUAACGGGAGUGUGGGAGCGCAACAUCACUGGCCGAGGCGUCACGGUGGUGGUGGUGGACGACGGGGUGGAGCACACCCACCGGGACCUCCAGUCCAACUAUAGUCCGGAGGGCAGUUACGACCUGAACUCCAACGACCCGGAUCCCAUGCCUCACCCGGACGCCCACAGCGACAACCACCACGGGACGCGGUGUGCCGGGGAGGUCGCGGCCGUUCCCAACAACAGCUUCUGUGCCGUGGGCGUGGCCUACGGCAGCAAGGUGGCAGGCAUCAGAGUGCUGGACGGCCCGCUGACCGACAGCCUGGAGGCCAUAGCGUUCAACAAGCACUACCAGGUCAACGACAUCUACAGCUGCAGUUGGGGUCCAGAUGAUGACGGACACACGGUGGAUGGACCCCAUCCUCUGGGCAAGGCGGCGCUGCAGCACGGGGUGAUUGCGGGCAGACAAGGCUUCGGCAGCAUCUUCGUGGUAGCCAGCGGCAACGGAGGUCAAUUCAACGACAACUGCAACUACGACGGCUACGCCAACUCCAUCUACACCAUCACAAUCGGAGCAAUCGAUGAGAAAGGCAGGAUGCCGUUCUACGCUGAAGAGUGUGCGUCCAUGCUGGCCGUCACUUUCAGCAGCGGGGGAAGCAAGUUGAGGAGCAUUGUGACGUCGGACUGGUCCAUGCAGAAGGGCACCGGCUGCACCGAGGGCCACACCGGCACGUCGGCCGCGGCCCCGCUGGCGGCGGGAAUGGUGGCCCUCAUGCUGCAGGUCCGUCCCUGUCUCACCUGGAGGGACGUGCAGCACAUCAUCACCUUCACCGCCACCAAGUGUGACAGCAGUGCCGACUGGAGGGUGAACGGAGCCGGUUUCCACCACAGCCACCAGCACGGCUUCGGCGUGCUCAACGCAUGGAGGCUGGUCAAUGCUGCCAAGGUUUGGGAGUCGGUGCCGUUUCUCGCGGCCUAUCAGAGCUCUGCGAUCAAGGAGGAAGCGCUCAUUCCCAAUUAUCCACACGAGCUGAUCCGGACCUGGGAAGUCACUGCCGCCGACCUCAGACAGUCCGGCCUGGAGACCCUGGAGCACGUGGCCGUCACCGUGACGAUAAGCCACCCCUGCCGCGGCAGCGUGGAGAUCACGUUGGUCUGCCCCAGCGGAAUGACGUCGGUGCUCGGGGCGCGCCGCGCCAUCGACAGGGACCCCGCAGGCUACCAGGACUGGACCUUCUCCACCGUGCGCUGCUGGGGGGAGAGAGCGAAAGGCCAGUACACCCUCAAGAUGUCCGACCACAAAGAGAUGACCCUGGCGCAGUGCGUCAGGUCGGGCGCCUUGAAGCAGUGGCAGCUGACCCUGUAUGGUUCCUCCAUGACCGACGGCGAGGUCCAGGACCGACGGAGGCUGGUGGAGGAGGCUAUGAGUGGCGAGUAUCUGGACAGCAGCUUCUCUCUGCCCUGCCCUCCGGGCCUGGACAUCGCUCCGGAGGUCAUCCGCCCGUUCUCCUCCAACAACCUCAAGUUCCUGCUGUUGCUGGGCUGCUUUGCUCUUUUCUGGUCGCUGUACUACACGCUGGAGGUCACCCUGGCCCACGUGGACCUGAUGGGCCUGCUGUGCCUGCGCAGCAGACGGGGCGGUCACCGGGCGGGGGGGGGGCGCCGAGGGAGAGGAGUGGAGGACGCGUUGGCGGAGGAGGAGUCGGGAGAGGAGUCGGGCGAGGAGGAGCACGACUCUGGGGUGGAGCUGCAUGCGGUGGUGGACUCCGAAGCCAAAGCGCCGCUUUUGAACGCGGAGCGGCUGACACUGUAGCACGGAGCCGGUGGGAGCCGAGGAAUGUCGCUGUCUCUGCUCGUGGGACGUCUCCGCCUGUCCUCCUGUCCUGCCUUUCACCUGUUUAUCUGUGUUGGUGGUGGUGUGUGUGGGGGGGGGGCCAGAAUUAACUAAAGUUAUCUCUUUGUCCUUGACUGCUUUGUCCAAACACAUGGCCUUUUUAUUCAAAUCUUUUCAAAUUUGAGCUGUGACUGUUUGUGUGGGAGUGUGUGCGUGUUGUUGUACACCCUCCCACUCCCACUCCCAACAAAUGUCAAAUGACAAAAAAAUGUGAAGACAAUCCCGGGGGGUUGAAGUACCAAUCAGGGUUGGCUGUUGGUCAGAUUAAGGGUCAGGAUGAACUGUGAGUCUGUGUCAUAGAUUGGAUGUACUUUACAAACACUUGUGGGUCAUUAAACCAAGAGAAAAACAAAAUGAUUUGCACUGCAAGAGAGA
Messenger RNA from Gasterosteus aculeatus aculeatus (three-spined stickleback), 2959 nucleotides. It is a transcript of the gene pcsk7, whose product is annotated as proprotein convertase subtilisin/kexin type 7. The record is from RefSeq and is a predicted model, not a curated record. Gene Ontology annotation, cellular component: Golgi membrane; trans-Golgi network. NCBI's taxonomy places the organism in Eukaryota, Metazoa, Chordata, Actinopteri, Perciformes, Gasterosteidae. Gene Ontology annotation, biological process: protein processing. Gene Ontology annotation, molecular function: serine-type endopeptidase activity.